AUGGAACGGAUUGUCCGCCCUGUCGCUCGCCAAUUGCUCAGAUCUCGUCCUCGAUAUCCCUUCGCUGUUCCGCCGACUGUUUAUGCAAAGAGACUCUACACCAUGGGACACAGUGCGCCGCAGUUGAACGACAAGUCGCUCUUCAUUGAGAAGUCGUAUAUCAAUGGCGAGUGGGUUGGGGCCAAGUCCGGCCAGACCUUUGAGGUGCACGACCCGGCAUCCGGCAAGCUGAUCGGCACAUGUCCCGAACUGGAUACCGCCGACAUUGAGAAAGCCAUUGAGGCCGCCUCAGAAGCAUUCCCCAAAUUCCGAAACACACUGGCCCGCGAGCGCGCACGGAUGUUGCGGCGGUGGUACCAGCUCAUGAUAGACAACGCAGACGACCUGGCGAAGCUGAUCACAUGGGAGAACGGCAAGCCGUUCGCCGACGCCAAGGGCGAGGUGAACUACGCGGCAAGCUUCUUCGAAUGGUUCAGCGAAGAGGCGCCGCGCACCUACGGCGACACGAUCCCGGCCUCGAUAGCAGGCAACCGGGUGAUGACGCUGAAGCAGCCCGUCGGCGUGUGCGGGCUCAUCACGCCAUGGAACUUCCCAGCGGCCAUGAUCACGCGCAAGAUCGGGCCCGCCCUGGCGGCGGGCUGCACGGUGGUGGCCAAGUCGCCCGGGGAGACGCCGUUCACGGCGAAUGCGCUGGCGGAGCUGGCGCACCGCGCCGGCAUUCCGAAAGGCGUGGUGAAUAUUGUCACCGCGCACAAGAACACGCCGGCCGUCGGUGAGGUUAUCACGACCCACCCAGAGGUGCGCAAGGUGUCGUUCACGGGUUCGACGAAUGUCGGCCGGCUGCUCAUGAAGCAGUCUGCGUCGACUAUCAAGAAAGUCUCGUGGGAGCUGGGCGGCAACGCGCCCUUCAUUGUGUUUGACGAUGUCGAGGACCUGGACGCGGCGGUUGCCGGUGCCAUUGCGUCCAAGUUCCGUAGCUCGGGCCAGACCUGUGUCUGUGCCAACCGCAUCUACGUGCAGAAGGGGGUCUACGAGGAGUUCGCUAAGCGGUUCGCUGAGAAGGUCCGCGGAUUCAAGUUGGGUGCCGGCUUCGAAGAGGGCAUCACGCAUGGCCCUGUCAUUCACGAGCGCGCUGUCGACAAGGUCCACGAGCACGUCCAGGAUGCUGCUGCCAAGGGCGCUGAGGUUGUUAUUGGUGGCCAGAAGGCCUCGGCCUUGGGCCCCAACUUCUACCACCCGACCGUGCUGACCGGCAUGAGCAAGGAAAUGCUUCUUGCCUCGGAGGAGACUUUCGGCCCCGUGGCUGGUCUGUUCCCCUUCGAAACUGAGAAGGAGGUCGUUGACCUGGCCAACCGCGCCGAGGUUGGUCUCGCUGGGUACUUCUUCAGCGGCAAUGUGCGCCGUAUUUUCCGUGUCGCCGAGGCCCUGGAGGUUGGUAUGGUUGGUGCCAACACGGGUCUGAUCAGCGACGUUGCGUCUCCAUUCGGAGGUGUCAAGCAGAGUGGAUUUGGUCGCGAGGGCAGCAAGUACGGUAUUGACGAGUUUAUGGUCAUCAAGAGCGUGACCUUUGGCGGCAUGGGGGAGCCAUUGCAGGCAUGA
This is a messenger RNA of Penicillium alfredii, 1599 nucleotides long. RefSeq names its product NAD-dependent succinate-semialdehyde dehydrogenase. The transcript has 4 exons. Gene Ontology annotation, biological process: GABA catabolic process. Gene Ontology annotation, molecular function: succinate-semialdehyde dehydrogenase (NAD+) activity. NCBI's taxonomy places the organism in Eukaryota, Fungi, Ascomycota, Eurotiomycetes, Eurotiales, Aspergillaceae. The coding region runs from base 1 to 1599 and encodes 532 amino acids. The record is from RefSeq and is a predicted model, not a curated record.